Messenger RNA from Adelges cooleyi (spruce gall adelgid), 1463 nucleotides. RefSeq names its product syntaxin-5 (gene Syx5). Gene Ontology annotation, molecular function: SNAP receptor activity; SNARE binding. NCBI's taxonomy places the organism in Eukaryota, Metazoa, Arthropoda, Insecta, Hemiptera, Adelgidae. Bases 246 to 1298 code for a protein of 350 amino acids. The transcript is spliced from 7 exons. Gene Ontology annotation, biological process: intracellular protein transport; vesicle fusion; endoplasmic reticulum to Golgi vesicle-mediated transport. The record is from RefSeq and is a predicted model, not a curated record. Gene Ontology annotation, cellular component: Golgi membrane; SNARE complex; endomembrane system.
UUUCCAAAUUAGUAAUUCCUAACUAAUUACAAAAUGUAUAUUUACUUUUUACGCUAUUAACAAAAUAUUAUAGCUACUUGUAUGAGAAAAUAUAUAUUUUUUUAAAGUCAACAGAAGAGAUUGUCGAUUUUGAGUCAAUUUUAUGAGUGUACUGCUGUAUAUUAAUGGCGAAUUCGAUUCGUUUUCUCUUUAAAGCCAAUUACAAUUUUAAUAAUUUUUUAAUAUUUAAUCAGGUAUUUGUUUAAAUGACUACACGAAGGAGAAGAGUUAAUUCUGGCUCAGAUCAAAUUCUUAACGAUUAUUCAGCUCAAGAUUCAUCAGUUGAUAUAUCAACAGAGAAAGAUAUUCAUAGGAUAAUGCCACGAGAUCGUACUGCAGAGUUCAAUAAUGCAGUUAGAUCUUUACAAGGUCGACAGAUAGCACGUGCAGUUCAAGUUAAAGAUGUAAAAAAAGUAAAAGCACUCCAGAGUUAUGGGGAAUUUAUGUUGAUAGCUAAAAGUGUUGGCAUUAAUAUAAGCAAUACAUAUGCGAAACUAGAAAAGUUAACAUUGCUGGCCAAACGCAAAUCACUAUUUAAUGAUCGUCCCCAAGAAAUUCAAGAAUUGACUUACAUCAUUAAAGAGGAUCUGAAUAGUUUAAAUCAACAAAUAGCUAGAUUACAAGAUGUUGCGAAGUUACAAAAAGCCAGUCAAAAUAACUCUGGUCGAAAACAUUUGUUAUCGCAUGAAUCUAGUGUUGUAAUUUCGUUACAGUCAAAACUAGCUAAUAUAUCUAAUGAAUUCAAACAAGUUCUGGAAAUAAGAACAAAAAAUUUAAAGCAUGCUAAAUCAAGAAGAGAUCAAUUUUCACAAGGAAGUAGUUUGGCAGCAUUAUCUGAUGCCUCGUCAUUAGUUCCAAGACACAAUUCUGUUUUAAUGUCCAAUAAUCAAUGUGCCAUAGAUAUGGACAGUACCAAUGAUCAACAAGUACAACAAGUUACUCGGCAAACACAAGCAAUGGCUGUUUAUGAUCAUUCAGACCAGUAUUUAUAUACUAGAGCGGAAACCAUGCAAAAUAUUGAAUCAACUAUAGUUGAAUUAGGCGGUAUAUUCCAACAAUUAGCACAUAUGGUUAAGGAACAAGAAGAAAUGGUUGAAAGAAUUGACUCAAAUGUUCAGGAUGCUGAACUCAGCAUUGAAGCUGCUCACACACAAAUAUUACGGUACUUUCAGUCUGUAACUUCCAAUCGUUGGUUAAUGAUUAAAAUAUUUGGUGUUUUAAUAUUUUUCUUUAUAUUUUUUGUUGUUUUUAUAUCAUAAAUUUAGUGUUAAUAUUUUGAUAAAAAAUUAUUUUAUUUUUUUGUUGUCUUCAUCUGUUAAAUAUAUUACACAUUAUACCUAUCUAUAUAAAUUUAUAAUUUAUACAUUUAUACAUAUGAAUAUAUAAUAAUAGAAAAUAAAUGACUUGAAUUACAUAUAAUAUAA